AUGCCCUCGUCCAUCCCCACCUUCGACAACCUCACCCUUGACCCCACCGGGCCCCCAGGCAACGCAUGGGGACUCUUCGGGCCCAAAAAUGAGCUUGGAAUGCUCAACCUGCUCACCCCGGAGGUCGUUAAGAGAGCAGCAUCCGAGGAAAUUCGCGACGGCGUCCGCAUCUCGCUUGACCUUCCGCUGAAUCGACUGUCGCAUCCGAGCUUUAACCGGAAGCCAUUUGUCCAAGAGCUCUACAAUAAAGCGCCACGGAUCGUCAACGAUGAUACUCUGACGUUCAAUACGCAGGCCAGUACACAAUGGGAUGGGUUUAGGCAUUAUGGGAACCAGACGCAUGGGUGUUACUUUAACGGGCAUACACUAGAUGAGCUGAAGGAGUCAAGGGUCAUCGGGAUCGACGCAUGGUCCAACACCGGCGGUAUCGUCGGCCGCGGCAUCCUAAUCGACUACGCAUCCUGGGCCCAACGCAACUCAAUCCCCCUAACCCCAUUCCGCACAUCCACAAUCCCGCUCUCCUCGAUCCAGCAAAUCAUCGCCGAAACCCAGCUGGCCCCACGACCGGGCGACAUCCUCUUCAUCCGCACCGGCUUCACGGAAGCAUACAACAAGCUCAGCGUCGAGGAAGAGGCGGCCCUCGCCGCACGGCCAACACCGGACUUUGCGGGCGUCGAGAACGGCGAGAAGACGCUGCGCUGGCUGUGGGGGAACCAGUUUGCGGCGAUUGCGAGCGAUACUCCGUCUUUUGAGCCGGCGCCGCUGUAUCGGCCGGAUCAGGGCGUUGGGCAUGAGGUUACGCUGCAUCAGUGGUGUCUUAGUGGGUGGGGGAUGCCCAUUGGUGAGUACUUUGAUUUGGAGGAGUUGGCGAGGUAUUGUAUGGAGAAGGGGAGGUGGAGUUUCUUUUUGAGUAGUGUGCCGCUGAAGGUUCCUGGGGGUGUGGCUAGUCCGCCGAAUGCGGUUGCUAUUCUCUGA
This is a messenger RNA of Aspergillus mulundensis, 975 nucleotides long. RefSeq lists its product as uncharacterized. The record is from RefSeq and is a predicted model, not a curated record. Lineage: Eukaryota; Fungi; Ascomycota; Eurotiomycetes; Eurotiales; Aspergillaceae. The transcript is spliced from 4 exons. Gene Ontology annotation, molecular function: arylformamidase activity. Bases 1 to 975 code for a protein of 324 amino acids.